Molecule: messenger RNA, 828 nt
Organism: Botrytis byssoidea
Lineage: Eukaryota; Fungi; Ascomycota; Leotiomycetes; Helotiales; Sclerotiniaceae
Exons: 3
Coding region: 1-828 (275 amino acids)
Source: RefSeq, a predicted model, not a curated record
AUGAGUACUUCGACCGUGGUUCCAGCUGCAUGUUACAGUGUUUGUAACAAUGCAUACGUUGACGCGAUGAAAAUUGGCAAGUCGCCAGCAUUGUGCUCAGAUUCAACAUUCAACAACGAGUACAGUGCUUGCCAGGCGUGCGUUGCAACAGAUAGCUCGGAUCCAGCUGCGAUGAACGAGAAUUAUUUGGGACCUCGAUUUGAACAGUUCUUUGAAUAUCGUGCGUCACUGAAUGCAUCCUCGAUAGCGUCGAGUGCGUUAGAGAGUACAACAGUGGCGACAACCUUGAGUGUCGCCUCCUCACUACUUUCCUCGCUCCCAAAUUUCACGAGUACUUUUUUGAAUUCUGCUUCCACUCUCUCGUGCUCACCAUAUGCGACCAUCACAGCAACCAAUACCCAAGGUAUCUCAUUAUUUAACGGAAGCACAAUUACCGUCACCUUUUCUAAUGUAAUAACACUAUGGACGCAAACAAGUUCCACUUCAUCCUCUUCCCCAACAAGCUUACAAUCUGAAUUGACACCUGGCCAUGCGCAAUUAAACGGUAUAGUUGUGGGCUCCAUUUUUGGCGGACUUUCGAUUAUUGCCUUUGGGAUGAUCUAUUGGAAGUUUUGGAGGCACCGGCAUUUGCGAAACUCAAGAGUCGGAGCUGGAAUUGGUGAUGAAACUGGCCCCGAGAAGGCGCAGUUACAUUCAGAUUGUAUUCCUCCCAAACCCCUCGAAGAGAUUGACGGGUCACCAAAAGGUCCAGUCGCAGAAUUGCCAGCUAUAGAAGCUGUUGUAGAGAUGCCGGGAAGCGUCAAAUACUUGUCCAGGGAGGUUGGGUGA